Molecule: messenger RNA, 1998 nt
Organism: Durusdinium trenchii
Lineage: Eukaryota; Dinophyceae; Suessiales; Symbiodiniaceae
Source: the annotation of a GenBank genome assembly
UCUUCUCUUUGCUCAGCCCGGCGAAGCGGCCUUUUCUCGCGCGAAGCACCACGCGCGAGCGGGUCCAAGCCGCUGGCAUGAGGGCGUGCAGGGCUUCAUGGCUUUUGCUGCCUUUGUGCAAAUCCAUUUCCAUUCCGUGGAGUGACUCCUGUGAGGAGAUCCACAGCCUCCACAUGCUGCAGCACCACAGCCAACGGCGCAACCGUUUCUCGUCCACCUCCCCAAAUCCGGAUGUCCUCGUUUGGAACGAGGUUGGACAAUACUACGAUGGCACCUUGCGAGUGAAGCUGGAUAUCUUCGACCCUGACAGUCCCAAUCUUACACUGCCCGUCUAUAUGCGCCCAGCCACGGAGCAGCCGGCGCCCAAAGGAAUCCUUUUGAUGCACUGUGGUGGGCCUGGUUCCACUAGAGACUGUGUCUACUACACGGACGGCCCACAUUUGGAGGGCUAUGACGUUUUUGCCAUCACCCAGCGUGGCAUGGAGGGCACUACGCCGUCCUUAAACUGUGACAACUCCAAGCUGCCUGAGACAUGUCCUCCUGAGGGCUGCCAGGUGAGCGACUUCACUGAUUGCCCGUGUGCCCUCCUGGACGGCACACCUCAGCUGGGGGAGAUUUGGGCCGAUUUGGAUCCAGCCAAUGAAAGCCAAGUCUUGAAUCUCUUCAACAAGAGACAGGCCUGGGGGCCACGCUGUGCUGCCUCAGAGAAGUUCCAACUGCGAGGAAGAGGUGGAAAGAUGUACAAUUUUCUAAACUACGUUGGCACUCAGUUUUUGGUAUAUGAUUUGGAUGAGAUGAGGAAGGCGGUCGGGGCUGAGAACUUGAGCAUCUAUGGAUACAGCUAUGGGACCUACGUGGGCGGCGUCUACGCUUCGGUCUUCAGCCAAUCCACCGGGCGUGUUGUCCUGGAUGGCGAUAUGGAGGCCUCACCCCGAAAGGAUGCCCAGUCCACUGGGGACGCCGUGGCCAACGACAAGUUCGUCGCGUAUUUGCUGAACACUUGCCAGGCGAAAGCCUCAGAAUGUUCACUGAAGGAUCCUCAUGUGACCUAUGCAAAGCUCGUGCAGCGCGCGCGAGCUGGAAAGCUAACGGCUCCCACUGAAUCGGGGAUGGACUUCCCGUUGUCGGUGGGGCUUUUGAUGGCCUACCUACAAGCAGAGUCUGUAUCCAAUUCCGGGCGUCACUUCGCCCGAGCCUUGCAAACCCUUGCGGCACUGGCUGGCAACGAUGUUGGAGAGCGAGAAAAAGCAGUGGCCUUCAUUCUGGACGGCUUUUGCUAUGUCAAGAGGGUGGCCACCUGGUCGAGAUAUGACAUUUGCAUUGGGCCAGGCCACACCAACGAGUAUGAGUCUGCUCCGGGGAUUUCUUUUGCUGAUCCCUAUUUGGAGAAAUGUGCAGUGUGGGGCUUGGACCUGGCUGGCUACUACGAUGUCUCGAAUUUGAUGCAUCAGUGGACAGUCGAAAAGAUCUCAAGGGGUGAUGCUGGUUUGGCGGCGGUGGUGGGUGACAUGGCCGGCUAUUUCCUGUGGCCUCUGAAAGCCACGCCCACUGCACCCAUGGGGAGUGCUAUCGUGCGUCCUUUGAUUGUUGGAAAUUUGUUUGAUUCGGCGACGAGCUACAGCUGGGCACAGGCUACAGCAGAGGUUCCCCAUGGACGCCCAUGGACCUCUCCUCCAUGUUCACAAACGUGCACCAGGAUAUGAAGAAGGCCUUUCCGGAUGGAUCCAUCAUCACAUGGCAGGGCCUGGGCCACACCUUCCCAACCUAUGCGACCGACUACAACCGACAAGCCAUUGCACACUGUUGGAGUCACAUCGAAGACUAUUUGCAGAAUGGCACCAUGCCAAUCAAUGGCCUGCUAUGUUGGCAGAAGGAAGACCCCAAAGUUGGUUGAGAAUUGGCCCCAGAGGCAGUGAUUGCACACUUCCUUUGAGUUCUUGGGACAGAUCAUCCACAGCCGCAAAGCAUGGAUGUGGUGUUUGAUGCACAAGAGUAGAA